Molecule: messenger RNA, 796 nt
Organism: Saccostrea echinata
Lineage: Eukaryota; Metazoa; Mollusca; Bivalvia; Ostreida; Ostreidae
Exons: 8
Coding region: 1-756 (251 amino acids)
Source: RefSeq, a predicted model, not a curated record
AUGGAAAAUGAGGGCCAGGAUACAUAUAGUCAAGAAUCAAUCGAUCUUUUCCGAGGUUCACAGUCAGAAGAUUUGGAAGUGAAUGCUCAAGAAAGAGAAGAAAUACUUCCACAAAUGAACAGACCAGCACAGCCGAGCAUGAGAUUAAUAUAUGAAGAAGUCUGUGCUUUGAGAAGAGAAGUUAAAGAUCUAAAGAGAGAAAUUAUGAAGAAUACACCUGGAAAAAUUUUUCAAGUGGAUGGUUCCAAUGUGAAGAAACCUUUAACUGCUCUUCUUAAAAGCUUUUUCUUCACAUACCCAUGGAUAAGAGAAGAUGAUGAGGAAUUAAAGAGACAAAUAACAUCAGUUCUGGAGGGGUGUGGAUGGGAGGCAGACAGAAAUGUGAUCAUCACAUGUUUCUCAUUUGCCUCCCACUCCUUCACCAACUGGAGGAACCAGGUUCGUCAAAAGCUAGUGACACAGGAGAAGAGGGUGGAGCAGAUGCCAAUAAAGACGUUGCAGAGAUACCUCUUCUCAGCAUUCUGGGUGUCACCAUCUGACACAGAGGAGAAGAUCAAUUUCAAGGUGACACUUGCAUUGAGAGCUUUUGCAGAUGGACACAAGUUGUUCAAAAAAAAUCCAUCUACCACAGCCAUAGACUUCUGGCGUGCGUUCAAAAAGAACAUUGAUGCAAUGAUGAAGCAGUCUCCAGACAGAUGGGUGGCCCUUGAACAGAGAAUGGUCAAAAAAAUUGAAGCAUUCAAUAAAGAAGAUUAAGAAACAGAAAGUGUCCAGUUGUUUGUUCAUCAAAAGAAUA